Penicillium maclennaniae is the source of this 510-nucleotide messenger RNA. RefSeq lists its product as uncharacterized. The transcript has a single exon. The record is from RefSeq and is a predicted model, not a curated record. Lineage: Eukaryota; Fungi; Ascomycota; Eurotiomycetes; Eurotiales; Aspergillaceae. Bases 1 to 510 code for a protein of 169 amino acids.
AUGGCGACCAGUCAUCUUAGAAUCCUGGAUGAUCGAGCACGAGACUUCAAAGUGAGCUCGGAUGGUUUGCUAAAUGCACGGAAGUUGGCCACGGGCGACGAAGAUCUCGUGGUUGUGCUUAUCGAGCCUACCGAUAAGGCUGAACAAGUGUCUUAUACAGAGAUGUUAGCUGCCUCACCAACACUGCUUUACGUGAAUGAAACCUUGCAACUUGCGUCCGGUGGUCAAAGAGACAUGGAAAAUACUAUUAUCUUGAAUAUUCGGGCUUUUCGAAGUAACUCUUUUCGAAGUAGCCAAAGUCUAGAUGAUCGGAUUUGUGACGACGAGUUAGCGUACAACAAAUUCGAGCAGAUCAUGAGUAUCUUACGUCCUCGUGUCGCUGUCGUCUGCCAAUGCGCGACAAACAAAGCGAACAACACUUUCGUGCGAGAUAUUUGUUCGUCUAUCGAAGACGCCGGAGACAUAUAUCUUCAAAAGCUUCCAAACGGCCACGAAUGCCUAUUCGUAUAA